GGAAUGGAAACCGUCUGUAAAGUUCCUCAGGCCACGCCCGAGUUUCUGAGGAGUAUUCAGUCAGUCAGAGACCCAGCAUCUAUCCCUCCUGAAGAGAUGGUAAGAUGACAUGCUUCAGCUGUAACGAAGGCUUCUUUGUGUAACUGAGUGUGCAACUUAAAAGAACCUUUCAUCUGCCCCCUCUUUCUUGGCCAAGCUGCGGACGCCUCAGAAUGCCUUUGGCCGGACAGCUCCUCAGAUUAAUCUUAUCACCACAGCAGGGAGCCUUUUCCCUGACAGUCCGCUUACAUUUUUGGUGGUACGGACACCUAGGAUACCGUGUAAAGACAGGCUUGGUGCUUCAGACCCAUUUCAGGGUCUUUGUAUUUUGCUGGAAGCCCGAAGAGCUGGGGACGCAACACUCCAGCCCUUCCUUUGCUUCCCCGAAGCCAUUCAUCGGCCUGUCGGUUAUUGGUUAGGACGCCACGAGACCUAGAAGAGUGAUGAUUGGCAUUAAUAAUCUUGAGUGACAAAGGUUCCAUCCACAAAUUUCCCUGUCUCCAGAAUUCACAACCCUGCCUGAAUCACACGGACAUGCCCGGGACGCCUUUGCGUUUGGGACAUUGGUGGAAAGUUUGCUCACAAUCUUAAGUGAACAGGGUUGGUUUUUGCUCUCGUCAGUCUCCAGCUAUAGAGGUCCUGGAAAGAGGGAGAAGGCAUUGGAAACUAACUGUAGCUCUGGAUUUCAGUUUCAGCGGAUGUUCUCUCCAGCUUUCAACAGACCUUGCACUCAACCUUGCUGAAUCCCAUUCCAAAAUGUCGGCCAGCGCUCUGCACCUUACUGUCCCAUGACUUCUUCAGGUGAGGGCAUCUGGCGGCCUUGGCUGGCUGUUUCCCUGCGGCUGGCCUGCUCUCAGACCUGGCGUUCCGGCCGUGGGGUUUGGGGGCCCCGGUCACGCAGUCCCUCCUGUGGUUGCCGUUCACUGUCAGGAGAGGUUUAAAUCACGUCCACAUGGGAAAACAGAGGGCAAAACUGGGCUGCCUUGGGUUCUUACCACAGGAAGUUUGAGAAAUCUUUAACUCUGGUGAAGGCUUGAGUUUAGAAGUUACAGCCAGGUCCCCUUAGGACUUGGGUUGGCUUGCGGUUUGCAGUUGUCAAGGAAUUGAGAAACUCUCUACUGCCAUCGUGUUCUUGAUAAGAAUUUGUCAUUGUUGAAAAUUUUUCUUGUUGGGGGGAAAGGAGCUCAUUUUUCUUCAGGCAGAAGAUUGUCUUCUUGGUUUAGUAAUACAUGAUGGAAGAGAAGCACAGAAGUCUAAAGGGAGGGCACGAUAGAAUGGUAAUACUGUCGCUGGAUUCAGAGAUGUUUUUGAACCUCUCUUCAAGGAAUGAUUUUCUAGAAGUUGUGAAUUUCUUGAAAAGUUUAACAUUGAAGAGUGAAGAGGAAAAAACUGAGUUUUUCAAAUUCCUGCUGGACAGAGUCAGCUGCUUGUCAGAGGAGUUAAUAGCCUCACGGUUGGUGCCUCUUCUGCUUAAUCAGUUGGUGUUUGCAGAGCCGGUAGCGGUUAAGAGUUUUCUUCCUCAUCUGCUUGGCCCCAAAAAAGACAGUGCGCGGGGAGACAGCCCUUGCCUGCUGUCACCGGCCCUGUUCCAGUCGCGGGUGAUCCCUGUGCUGCUGCAGCUGUUUGAGGUGCACGAGGAGCACGUGCGGCUGGUGCUGCUGUCUCACCUGGAGGCCUACGUGGAGCACUUCACUCAGGAGCAGCUGAAGAAAAUCAUCUUGCCGCAGGUGUUACUGGGCUUGCGUGAUACCAGCGAUUCCAUUGUGGCAAUUACUCUUCACAGCCUAGCAGUGCUGGUGUCUUUGCUUGGACCAGAGGUGGUUGUGGGAGGAGAAAGAACCAAGAUCUUCAAACGCACUGCCCCAAGUUUUACGAAAACGGUCGACCUUUCCCCAGAAGAUUUUCCCCCGCAUGUCGUCUGUAGCCAGCAGACUCAGAUGGCGCCAGUCGUGGAGAAGCCCUCCUCUGGCACAUUCCCUAAAUGUUUCUUUUCUGGCAGCAUGCCCGUCAGCAAGAAGCACAUACAGCAAGAUUGCUACAAUACUCUUUUACAGACAGGUGAUCAAUUUCCUCAGCCUAUUAAAUUUCCCAUGAAUGGACUCUCAGAUGUGAAAAAUACCUCGGGAGAUAGUGAGAACUUCCCAGCAGGUUCUAAAAAGUCUGAGGAGUGGCCUGACUGGAGUGAGCCUGAGGAGCCUGAAAACAAAGCUGUCAGCAUCCAGAUUUGUCCCACAGAAGCCUACGAUGCCUCCACAUCCCCACUCACUAACGUGAACGCGGAGGAGGUGGUGUGGGAUGACUUUGAAUCCAGCAGCUUAGAUACUGAAAUAAGUGCAAGAGGUGGAGUCUCAGCUGUCAGCCAGGGUACCUCAGGGGAACAGGAGGCUAUCUCUACUUUGGUUUCACUCACUGAAGAGUCCAAGCCUUUGAAAUUGAGUCUACCCCAAAAGACCAAUCUUGCACAAAGUGGGGAUGACCCAGACCAAACCAAGCCACCAAAAGUGUCAUCCCAAGAAAGGCGCCUUAAGGCUCCAUCAGAACUUGGUUUAGGAGAGGAGUUUACCAUUCAAGUAAAAAAGAAGCCAGUACAAGAUCCAGAGUUGGACUGGUUUGCUGAUAUGAUUCCAGAAAUUAAGCCUUCAGCUGCUAUUCUUAUUUUGCCUGAACUGAGGACAGAAAUGAUGGUUUCUGACAAGGAUGACGUCUCACCAGUGAUGCAGUUUUCCUCAAAAUUUGCUGCAGCAGAGAUGACUGAGGGAGAGUCUGAAGGCUGGGGAGACGAAGGGGAGCUGAACUGGGAAGAUAAUAACUGGUGACAACGGGUAUAACUUUAGGGAAAAGGAUUUCUUUAAAAAAAAAAAAAAAAUCAAACUAAUACCUCAAAGUGGGCUCUGCAGACAAGAAAACCCAGAAGCAUCUGUUUUUCCCAUCUGUGCCAACUGAAGCUCGAGCCCCCGAGUGCUGGCUGGUGCCCCAGCAGCAAAGAGCCCCAGCGCUGGUUUUGCGGAGGAGGAGCUCGUGUGCGUCUGACAGGCCAGUUUCUGUGAAGAGCAAGUAGCUAUGGAAAGGUUGAAUUUACUGCUUUUUUCCAGGACAAUUCCAGAAGAAAAUAAAUACAAAAAUUCAAGCUGAUUAGCUUAAUUUUGUGCCAUUUCUUUAACAGAAGAGUAAGCUUUAUUAUGAAAUACAACUACGGAAAAAAUUUUAGCUGUAAAGUAUAUAAAUAAUUUUAAAUUGCUAAGGUUUCCUUAGGCAGCUUAUUUAUUUGUUUACAGUUGUACUGUCUGUGGCCCUAUGGGUACCUGGGCAGUCCCUGACUGUUCCACAUGUAUUACAUGUACCAAAGUUCUUCACGAGAAAUCUCCCCCACCACCUGUUCUCUAAACAUCCAAUAAAGACUAUUUUCACUAGA
Messenger RNA from Leptonychotes weddellii (Weddell seal), 3451 nucleotides. NCBI's taxonomy places the organism in Eukaryota, Metazoa, Chordata, Mammalia, Carnivora, Phocidae. The record is from RefSeq and is a predicted model, not a curated record.